Messenger RNA from Exophiala spinifera, 1056 nucleotides. RefSeq lists its product as uncharacterized. Gene Ontology annotation, cellular component: mediator complex; nucleus. The record is from RefSeq and is a predicted model, not a curated record. Gene Ontology annotation, molecular function: cyclin-dependent protein serine/threonine kinase regulator activity. Bases 1 to 1056 code for a protein of 351 amino acids. Lineage: Eukaryota; Fungi; Ascomycota; Eurotiomycetes; Chaetothyriales; Herpotrichiellaceae. Gene Ontology annotation, biological process: positive regulation of transcription by RNA polymerase II. The transcript has a single exon.
AUGGCCGCGAAUUACUGGACCUCAACCCAGCGGAAAUUCUGGACGUUCACUCCGGAUAAGCUUGUCGACAUCCGUGACGAUCUCGAGAAACAGAAUGCAAAGAUCAUCGAGCAAUAUCCCUACCCAGACCGGAGACACAUGAUGAUCUUCUUACGUGAUCGUCUGCUCCAGCUAGCUAAGCGCCUCCAGUUCAGGCAGCAGUGUGUGGCAACGGCUCUGGUCUACUUGCACAGAUACUUCCUGUCGACGCCAAUGCAGAAUGUCAACUUGUACCUCUUGGCAGCAACAGCAUUCUAUCUAGCGUCCAAGACUGAGGAAUCUCCUCAUCAUAUCCGUCUUGUUGCUGCGGAAGCCAGACAGUCAUGGCCAGAGUUUAUUCCUGGAGAUGUCUCAAGAUUGGGCGAGAUGGAAUUCUGCCUCAUUUCCGAUAUGCGGUCGCAAUUGAUCGUUUGGCAUCCAUAUCGAUCUCUCAUCGCACUCAAGGAGAACCAAGAUCUGAAACUGUCCAACGACGAACUUGGUCUGGCUUGGUCCAUUAUCAACGACAGUUUCAUGACGGACUUGCCAUUGACAUGCGCUCCGCAUCUUACUGCAGUCAUUGCAAUGUUUCUUGCCGUAGUCUUCCUGCCAACUGCCAAGGCUACAGGAACCUUGCGCCCUUUGUCGCAUGAAACUCUUUCCAACCCGGACAACGGGCCAUUCUCGUCUCUCGUUGGUCGCCAGAAUCUUUCCGGCUCCCUCGGCGGUGUCCUUGGGAACCUCCAGAUGUCGAGCCAAGCCGCAUUACAAAACAGCUCGAACGGGAAUGGCAAAGCUCGAAUGCCGCAGAGCGAUGCUCAGCCUUUUGACAAAGAAAAGGCAAUUGCCACUGCAAAGGAGUCGGAGAAGAUGCAAAACACGAUGAAAUUCCUGGUCGACUCUGGCAUUGACAUUGAGCGGAUGAUUGAAGGCACCCAGGAGAUGAUAGCACUGUACGACGCUUGGGAACAAUACAACGAGAAAUCCGUCAAGGAGAUCGUUUCGCGGUGUUUGAAGUCGCGCGGCCUGGACGGCUAA